Dujonia railenensis is the source of this 426-nucleotide messenger RNA. NCBI's taxonomy places the organism in Eukaryota, Fungi, Ascomycota, Pichiomycetes, Serinales, Debaryomycetaceae. The record is from the annotation of a GenBank genome assembly.
AUGAGUAAGUCGGACUCCACAGAACAGUACGAUGCCGUGAAAGCAAAGUUAACACAGCAGAUUCUCCGCAAGCAGGAACUUGAUGCUAAGCUCAGCAAGCUAGAAGACAAGAUCUACGAGAAGGAGAACGAGUACUUCGCCGAAAGUGCACACGGAAACAUAGUGAAGGGGUUUGAUAACUUUACCAAGGCAAACACUGGUGGUUCGCACAAGAAGAGGAUCGCCUACACGGAUGAUGACCACAUCUUUAGCUUGAGUUCCGCCAGCUUUGUCAAAUCGUUCGCUAGGAAACAAGGUUUAACAGGAAAGAAUGACGAGCUCGAUGAAUAUGAAGAUUCGGUGGAACCCACAAAUGGAGGUGUAGUGCCCCCAGGAGCGAAUACGACGCCCAGUCGGAAGAGGAAGGGGAGGACGAUGGAUGAAUAG